UGACCCGCCUUUCGUUCCUCUUCCAACCCUUUAAAUCCAGACACAGCCUUGCAGUAUUUUAAAGUUCCCAUCAAGACUGAAGAAAAGAGUGCAAAUUUGCAAAGAGAAAGGAGGACCUUUUCUUUAACUUAAAAAAAAAGAAAAGAAAGAAAAAAAACCCAGUCAUGGUUUGGAAAAGCACACUUGUAACUACUUUGAUACUUCAUCUCAUUUCAUUGGCAGGGGGACAGAUCGUUGAUCCUACCAAACUGAUGGAAUCAUCCUUCCCUCCAGCCAGACCUUCGGUUAACAAUCUCAAUGCCGUCUGUCUUUAUGGAAAUGGUCGUCUCAGAUAUCCUGCCGUCUGUUUCCCUUCAUCCAGUUAUGCUUACGCUCAUCGUGCUGGAAAUGCAGUAAACAGACUAGAGGCGUGGUUGGGUCAGUGCUGCUAUGGAGGUUUGGCUGUUGGAAAUGGACAGAUCCUUUGCUGUACGAAACAGGCGUGGGAAACUGCCUUGUCCUAUUUCUGUAUUGAGGAAUAUUCCACUAUGACUUUGGUCCACGAGUGCUGUGAGAAGAAAGGAGAAGAACGGUGGAACUGCUUUGAAAGACGGGCUCCUAACCCUUCCUACCAACCCCUGUGUGGGUACAUUGCUCCCAUAAUACCACCUGACAUUGUUUUCAACUGGGACCCCAACACCUGUUAAAGGUCUCACUGCCAUAUGUUUUUAUUUCAUUUAGCAGCACGCAAACUGUGUCAAUUAAUCAACUGUGAAUCACAAGAGUCAGAAUAUAUCAUGCUUUUCAUGUCAUUUAAUCAUGCUCAUUCUUCUAGAAGAGCUGUGUAUCAGUACUUUUAUUUUCACAUGUAUUAUUUUAUAAUACUCAUCACAGUUGAAGUUCAAAACUAAGUCAGUUUAUUUUCAAAGUGGCAAAAGGAUUCAAAGGAUUGUUUGACAUUUGAUUUUUCCUUAGAGAAAAUAAAGGUUACUACUAAGUUGUGAUAUUUCAUGUCACGUUGUUUGCAUGGCAGAUGUAUUUGUGGGAAAAUAUCACAAAUAAAUCACAGAUC
This is a messenger RNA of Sinocyclocheilus grahami, 1051 nucleotides long. Its product is annotated as extracellular matrix protein 1-like. The coding region runs from base 165 to 686 and encodes 173 amino acids. The transcript has 3 exons. Gene Ontology annotation, cellular component: extracellular region. The record is from RefSeq and is a predicted model, not a curated record. Lineage: Eukaryota; Metazoa; Chordata; Actinopteri; Cypriniformes; Cyprinidae. Gene Ontology annotation, biological process: signal transduction; regulation of bone mineralization.